Molecule: messenger RNA, 1027 nt
Organism: Strongylocentrotus purpuratus (purple sea urchin)
Lineage: Eukaryota; Metazoa; Echinodermata; Echinoidea; Camarodonta; Strongylocentrotidae
Exons: 2
Coding region: 355-753 (132 amino acids)
Source: RefSeq, a predicted model, not a curated record
GCCGGGUGAGCCCCAAAAUUCGUCAGUUUCGUGACCUCGGCUCGGCAUCUACUUUCUUAAUAGUGGAUAUUAUUAAAGAAUAUAUUUUGAUAUUAUAGUCACAACUCGUCAAUCGAAAAAAAUGCAAAUAAGCUCAAAAAAUGGAAAAAAGUUGCCUAAAAUCUUUUUUUUUUUUCACGGAGGUUGUCCAAUCACUGUGCAUGUAUCAAGUAAAGGUUACAGCGCUUCAAGCUUUUUAGCCAAUCACAGGCAGUGUUGUGCACGUACCACUGGCGCGCGCUAUUUCGAGCUUUAGGUGUAGUAAUCUGUCGUCAACAACUGAAUGUUUCAGAGGAAAACACAGGUUUUUGCUGUAUGCAUACAAUUUCGACUCACAGGAAGGUGAUAUCUUUCAGUGGGAAGAGUUACAGAAAAUUCAAGGAGUGUGCAGAUCUUUGGAAGGACGUCAGUUUUGGGUUUGAACUAGAAAACAAAAUUGCUGCGAUUGCGGUCAACUUCGACUUCGACUUCGACUCGUUCGAGCUGCAGACAGAGCAGUACUCGCCCGGCGCCUCGGGCGGCCGCGGAGGAGUGUACCAGGGAGGCCGUGUUCGAACUGCAACAAGUUCAACAAAAAAAGAGGUAUGUCCAACCAGGAUACCAUGCGGGCUGCUACAGGCACUUCUGCAACAUUACAACAAACAAGUGAGCACAGAUGAGAUCAAGGCAAAGAAGGAACAAUAUUUAAAUCAUUGUAUGUCACAUUACUUGUAAAUGUAAAGUUUUUUUUAGGAAAUUCAAUGUAAAGACCUUUCUUGUGAUGCUCUUUUUUGCCAAUUUCCGCCAGAUUCGAUAAAGCAGAUAACUUGUAUCAAAUGGUAUUUGGACAAAUGUAUGAAAUUACCUGCUGAAAAUUUUAAAGAACAUGAUUUAGAUAUAUUAGACUGAAGAAGAAUAGCAGAGGCUGGGACCCUGUCAUCCAUGAAUUUUUAAAUUUUAUUUACAAUGUAUAUUUUAUGUGUGUUUUUGCUAAUACAGACGGGUACAU